AUGUUGAACAUUCAUAAAUUAUGGCUAUUUUCUUCGUUAUGCAUUAUUGUUAUUGUAGUUUUAUAUUUCCAGUCCGAAGUAACUCGUCUAGAAGAAGGUUAUCGAAAGCUAGAAUACAAAUUAGUUCAAGCGCAUUCGCAAUCUCGUCAGUUUUUCCCGAAGCCGACAGAAAAAGAUGACGAUGAUUUGGUCGUUAUAUACAACAGGGUACCAAAGACUGGGUCUACCAGUUUUGUUGGUGUAGCGUAUGAUUUGUGCAAGAAGAAUCAUUUUAAAGUUUUGCAUAUCAACAUAACUGCCAACAUGCAUGUUAUGUCACUAAAUAACCAGUAUAAAUUCGCCCAGAAUGUGACAAAGUGGCAAGAGAUCAAGCCUGCACUAUAUCACGGACAUAUGGCAUUCCUCAACUUUGAUAGGUUGGGUACAACAACAAAACCCAUAUUUAUAAAUUUAAUAAGAAAGCCGCUGGAUCGGCUAGUUUCUUAUUAUUAUUUCUUAAGACAUGGGGACAACUUCAGACCUCAUCUCGUGAGGAAGAAGCAUGGCGACAAAAUGACAUUUGAUGACUGUGUUGCAAAAGGACAGCCAGACUGUGAUCCAAGCAACAUGUGGCUGCAGGUACCUUUUUUCUGUGGACAUGCUGCUGAGUGUUGGAAACCUGGAAAUAAGUGGGCAUUAGAUCAAGCAAAGCACAACCUCAUUAACCACUACUUAUUAGUAGGAGUUACUGAAGAAAUGUUAGAUUUUAUCUCAGUAUUAGAAGCUGUAUUGCCACGGUUCUUCAAAGGUGCAAUAGAGCAUUACUUAAGUAGUAAUAAGUCCCACUUGAGGCAAACAAGUUCAAAAAUUGAGCCCACAUUAGAAACAAUAGAACGGAUAAAAAAAUCUGAUAUAUGGAAGAUGGAAAAUGAGUUGUAUGAAUUUGCAUAUGAACAUUUUAAGUUUGUGAAACGGAAAGUUCUUAUGAGAGACGUGAAUAGUGUACCGCAGAUUUAUUUUUAUGAAAAAGUGCGUCCAAAGUGA
Molecule: messenger RNA, 1023 nt
Organism: Pieris macdunnoughi
Lineage: Eukaryota; Metazoa; Arthropoda; Insecta; Lepidoptera; Pieridae
Source: the annotation of a GenBank genome assembly